UACAGGCAAAAAAAAAAAAGUCCCAGAUGAAGUCAGUGGAGCGAUAACUGUAGCAUUAUUUCAUAGCAGUGUUAGGGAACAUGGCUGGACCUGGACGAGGUCGGCAGAUAUGGGGUCUGACCCUGUGCUUCGUUGGUAUUUUGGGAGUAAUUUUGACGUGUGUACUCCCAAUGUGGAGAGAGAUGUCCUUCGUUGGAGCCAAUGUUGUCACUGCUCAGUUGGUUUGGGAUGGUCUGUGGCAACACUGUGUGGUGCAGGCAACAGGACAGAUGCAGUGUAAGAAGCACACAGCCCCCUCUCUGACAGCAGACCUCCAGGCAGGGCGCGCUCUUACUCUCAUCUCAAUCAUGUGUGGCUUCCUGGGCUUCAUGGUGGCGCUACUUGGUGGUGGAGUGCUGAACUACAAAGAAGAGGACCCUGAUCGAACCCAAUAUGAGAGCAGUCCCACCAGGAAGAAGGCCCGUAUUUUAGGUGGGGCUCUGUGUGCUCUGUCUGGUGUACUCUGUCUUAUUUCGGUCAGCUGGUCGGCUGGUAUCACCACCUUAAUCAGCAAUGACCCCCUUGUGGUCGCGGCCAUGAAACGUGACAUUGGCUCCUCUGUCUACAUUGGCCUGGUCUCCUCUGUGCUGCUGCUCCUGUCUGCACUCCUCAUUGGUUUGGUUUGCUGGGAGAAAAAUGCACCUCGUCCUCCUUCAUCAGAUUAUUCACAUUACACCUAUUCUUAUCAUUCAGGCACACACAGGACAGAUAGAAACCUAAAUCCAAACAAGUAUGUGUAUCCAGAUAAUUCUUUGUACAACCAGGGGCUUCGGGAGUACACAACAAGAAACUAUUGCCCCUCCUCCUUCCUCCACUACAAGUACUUCACCACACAGGGCAUUGUCAAACACUCUACACCCUUAACCACCUCAUAA
Molecule: messenger RNA, 914 nt
Organism: Boleophthalmus pectinirostris (great blue-spotted mudskipper)
Lineage: Eukaryota; Metazoa; Chordata; Actinopteri; Gobiiformes; Gobiidae
Product: claudin-4-like
Exons: 4
Coding region: 81-914 (277 amino acids)
Biological process (GO): bicellular tight junction assembly; cell adhesion
Cellular component (GO): plasma membrane; bicellular tight junction
Molecular function (GO): structural molecule activity
Source: RefSeq, a predicted model, not a curated record